Closterium sp. NIES-67 is the source of this 2346-nucleotide messenger RNA. The record is from the annotation of a GenBank genome assembly. NCBI's taxonomy places the organism in Eukaryota, Viridiplantae, Streptophyta, Zygnematophyceae, Desmidiales, Closteriaceae.
GAUAACCAAGACUGAGGGUAGCUAGUUAUCAUAACCGUCCAUUUGGCCGGCUCGCAUUUGUUGGAACAUCCCCCGGCCGCCUGUAGCCGUCGCGCACUGUCACUGCUAGCCGUCUCAGUGCCGGCGGGUCGCAGCCAUGCCGUCCUUAAUCGCGUCCGAGUCUGUCGGCCCCUCGGCCAAUCAGGUUGCCCAAACCGAUCCACAGGUACGGAAUCUGGAGGAGCCUAGCGGCGGGGCUCGGACCGAGCCUCCAGCUCGUGCAGCCGGGGCUGAACCGUCAGGUCCGGGAAUGGAAGGAUUAGGAGGGUCGAAAGAAGCAGAAAGAGUGGGAGCAGCGGUAACGGAAGAAGUAGGAGGACGAGAGGCAAUGGGCAGAGCGGAGGGGGCGGAAGGCGGAGACGGAGGUAGAGCGGAGGGAACGGAAGGGGCAGAAGUUGCGGAAGGAGCGGAAGGAGCGGCGGAAGGAGCGGACAGAGGGGAAGGGGCAGAAGGGACGGCAGCGACAGCGUUAGAUGCGGCUGAAACCGCGGAGGGAAUGGGGAGAGGCGGAGGAGAGACGGCAGAGACGCCGGAAGUCGUGGACUGGCCUCUGCUGCAGUUCGCCCAGCCCGCUCCCGCCUGCCGCGCGCUGAUCUGGCAGUGCUUCCGCGCUGAUGACGCGGAUGCUGACGUGGCGGCUGACGUGGCAGGCGGAAGCAACGGCGGGCGGGGAUGCGCGGAUGGGCGUGGCGCGGGCAGGAAGCGGAAGGCUGGAUGUGAGCGGGUGGUGCAGAGCCGAUGGCAAGUGGGGCCUUCUGGGAACUUUCUCAAGGGCGUGAAAUGGUCGCCAGAUGGCACAUGUCUACUGGCUGCCAGCGAGGACUGCUGCCUUCGCCUCUUUGACCUGCCUGCUGACAUCAUGCUGGCGUCAGCUCCUCCAUUAGACAUGGAAGAUGAGGCCACACUUCCCACGCGAGACUCUCUCACCCCUGCAGUGACUGUGAGGGAGGGAGAGACCAUCUACGACUUUGCUUGGUUCCCUGCCAUGUCAGCAGCUGAUCCCGUGUCAUGCGUGUUCGCGUCAACAUCAAGGGACCACCCGGUGCACCUGUGGGACGCCAUGACUGGCCAGCUGCGCUGCACGUACCGUGCGUACGACCACAUGGACGAGAUCGCUGCUGCUCUUUCACUCACCUUCUCUGCCCAUGGGGAUAAGCUAGUCCUGGGCUUUCCUCGCUGCCUGCGGGUGUUUGACACGAGCAUACCAGGGCGGGACUGUGAGCAGCACAGCACGGGGAAGAAGGGGCAGGGGCAGACAGGCCUCCUCUCGUCCCUCGCGAUCAACCCUUUUAUGCCGGGUCUACUAGCGGCGGGCUCCUAUGAUGGCAGUGUGGGGCUCUAUGGGGACUUGGGCAGAGAGCCCAUGGCAGUGAUGCACGGGCACAGAGGAGGGGUCACUCAGGUGCUCUUCUCUCGGGAUGGUAACUUCCUCUACUCUGGGGCACGGAAGGAUCCCACCAUUUACUGCUGGGAUGUGCGGAAUACAGCAGGCGCUGUUUACAGCAUGCAUCGGUGCGUGACGUCCACCAAUCAGCGCAUCGCGUUUGACAUCGACCCAUCCAACCGGCAUCUAGCCACAGGAGGAGAGGAUGGUCAGGUGUGGGUGUUUGACCUCGCGUCCGGUUCCAAGGUCGCAUCCUUCCAGGCUGCUCAAGAUACCGUCAAUGGAUUCUCCUUCCACCCCUGCCUGCCGCUAGCCGCCACGUCAUCAGGCAACCGCAGAUUCCACCUGCCGGCCCUCACACCUGGCAGCUCACCUGAAGUAGGCAGCGUUUCACCUGAAGCACCUUCCGUUUCACCUGAAACGGGUGUCCUUCCUCGUGAAUCUGCUUCUCUUUCGGGAGCUGGGAUUGUGACAAGUGUUCAUGAUGUAUCUACACCGCUGCACAAGUUCAAUAACUGCCUUGCCAUGUGGCAGUUCCAAUGCAAGUGGGCAUAAGGUGUGUAUCUCAGCAGGUUGCUCUGCAGCAGCACACUCAGUGUACAAUGAAUGACGGUUACGAUAUUGGUAAAGAAAAGGGAAGUGCACUACCAUUGCCUAAUUUAAGCUCCUAGAAAAAAAAAAAAAAAAGUGUGGACUUCCCACAGCGAAUUGCCACCGCUUGGUGCAAUAUGGAAGUGCGCUGAAAGUACGGUAAGUCUGGGUGAUUUUCACACGAGGUGGAUGGAAGUUGGAUGAAACCCACAAAUAAUGGCUCUCGAAACCAGAAGAUAAUGCAUUCGUGGCAGCCUAUUUAACGGCGCUUUCUCUGUUGAGGUAUGGCGCGGCGCAUUGUACCGUAUGCCUCCAUACUUGACGAAAGCAUU